Molecule: messenger RNA, 1689 nt
Organism: Ananas comosus (pineapple)
Lineage: Eukaryota; Viridiplantae; Streptophyta; Magnoliopsida; Poales; Bromeliaceae
Product: serine/threonine-protein kinase STN8, chloroplastic
Exons: 4
Coding region: 23-1504 (493 amino acids)
Biological process (GO): protein phosphorylation
Molecular function (GO): ATP binding; protein kinase activity
Source: RefSeq, a predicted model, not a curated record
CAAUCCUUUUUGGAUCAAAUUAAUGGCGCCUCUUCUUCUUCCUCCACCCCUCACAAAAACCCUAACUUUCCCCUCUCUCCCCCCAUUGAACCCCCCAAAUCCCCACAAAAAGCUCGCCUUUAAGUGCAGAGCCGUAGCAGGGAACAGCCCCGAAGAGUUCCUGCUCAAUACCCUCCACCUUGGGGAAUCAAACCCUCUUUUCCCCAUUUUAAGGUACAGUUUUGCCCAAUUUGAGGGGCUGGUUUCAGGAUUAACAGAGGUUGAGAGGUGGGAGGUGUUGGUGUUCGCGGGGUUGAGUUGGGUUUACUUGACGGCGAGGCCCGGGGUGCUUGUGGGGGCAAUUGAUGCUUAUUUGUUGGCUCCAUCGCAAUUGGGGUUGGAUGGCUUGUUGGGGAAGAGGAACUUGAAGAUGAGUGAUUUUGUGGUUGGGGAGAGGCUCGGGGAGGGGUCGUUCGGGGUCGUGUACGCGGGGGCGAUCGUGGAGAGGGGUGCCGGGGCGGAGGAGAGGGCGGAUGGGAGGAGAGGGAGGAGAGUGGAGAUGGAUGGGAGGGUCAAGGAGAAGGUCAUUUUGAAAAAGGUGAAAGUGGGUAUUGAAGGGGCUAAAGAAUGUGGUGAUUUUGAGGAGUGGUUCAACUACCGUGUCUCCCGAGCAGCUCCUGAAACGUGUGCCAAGUUUCUUGGGAGUUUUAUUGCGGAUAAAACAUCUUCACAAUUCACCAAAGGUGGCAAAUGGCUUGUGUGGAGAUUCGAGGGGGACAGAGACUUGGCUGAUUACAUGAGCGACAAGAACUUCCCGUUCAACUUAGAGCGCGUUAUGUUUGGGCGCGUCCUCGAAGGGCUCGACUCUAUUAAAAGAAGUGCGCUGAUUAUUAAGCAAGUGAUGAGGCAGAUAAUCACCUCCCUGAAGAAAAUCCACGACACAGGAAUUGUUCAUCGAGACAUAAAGCCGUCCAACUUGGUAGUGACGACGAAGGGACAGAUCAAACUUAUAGAUUUCGGUGCAGCCGCGGACCUUCGCAUUGGUAAGAACUAUGUACCGGAUUGUGGAUUGCUUGAUCCAGACUACUGCCCCCCUGAAUUGUAUGUGCUCCCAGAGGAAACACCCAAACCUCCCCCAGAACCUAUUGCGGCUAUUUUUUCUCCGAUACUUUGGCUGCUUAAUAGCCCCGAUUUAUUCGAUAUGUACUCUGCUGGCAUCAUACUGAUGCAAAUGGCUAUUCCCACAUUGAGGACCACAUCAGGUCUGAAGAACUUCAAUUCUGAACUAAAAGCUGUCAGGUAUGAUCUAAACAGGUGGAGAGAGAUUACCCGUUCGAGACAUGAUUUCAGCAUUUUGGAUUUAGAGUCUGGUAGAGGAUGGGAUUUGGCGACAAAACUAAUUUCGGAAAGAGGAUUUCUGAGAAGAGGUAGAUUAUCAGCUGCUGCCGCUUUAAGGCAUCCGUAUUUUCUCUUGGGUGGUGAUCAAGCUGCGGCUGUUUUGUCGAAGCUCAGCUUAAGCCGAUAAUUUCUUUUAUCUUUUUUCCUGGUACUCUACCGACAAAAUGGUUGUGUAUAGUUUAGCGAUACCCGUGACUCCGUCUCAUGCGGAUUUAGUAAGAGGAGGCUAUGGUGUCAUUAACUUCGUACCAUGUAAAACAAUUAUAAUAUCUCAUUGAAUUACGACUGAUUCAAUUUUCUGUUCGGCUUUUA